Rubroshorea leprosula is the source of this 2476-nucleotide messenger RNA. The record is from the annotation of a GenBank genome assembly. Lineage: Eukaryota; Viridiplantae; Streptophyta; Magnoliopsida; Malvales; Dipterocarpaceae.
CAUUGACUCAGUUUCCUCCAGAUGAAGCUUAAUCAUUUUAGUCAUCCCCAUCCUUUGGUGCUAGUGGAAGAUCAGGAGAUUGAUUGGAUUAGUAUAGUUUAUCACUGCUCAGCAUGUAAGGAAGUGGUGGAGGGUUCCAGCUACACCUGCUCAGAGUGUGAAUUUUGUCUUCAUAAGUCUUGUGCUGAGCUAUCACGGGAGAUCAAUCAUCCCUUUCACCCGAGCCAUCGCCUCAUUCUAUACGAGCAGUCACAGUAUCCCGGUGGAUUUGUGUGUAAUUCCUGCCGAAAAGUAAAAGGUAAUGAGGAAUUUGUUUAUCAUUGUUCUUCUUGUCAAUUUGAUCUUGAUAUUAGAUGUGCUUUGCUUCCAAAGUUGAUUACGGGAGAUUUUCCAAAGCUGAAACAUUUUAGCCAUGAAGAUUCACUCUUCUUCCUUCAAAACCACUACAUUGAACCCCAAGAUCAAUCUUGCUCUGCAUGUGAAGAGCCCAUAUCGGGUCCUGUUUAUUGUUGUUUUGAUUGUUUGUUUUUCCUUCAUCAGAAAUGCUUUGAGCUACCCCUUGAGAUCAAACACCCUAGUCACCGCAAACACUCUCUUGCUCUUCUACCCAAACCUCCAAAUCAUCCAGAGAAAUGUUCUUGCCAUUUAUGCACCAAAGCUUACAACGGAUUCAUUUAUUAUUGUUCUCUUUGUGAGUUUGGCAUUAUGAUUAAGUAUACUUUCCCUGAUAAAGUGAUCAAAAGUUUGAAUCAUGAGCAUCCAUUUGUCCUUGUAUCAAAACCAUUCUCUUUCAUUUGUAAUGCUUGUGGUAUUGAUGGAGAGUACUGCUUUCCUUAUGUAUGCACUGAAUGUGACAUUGCUGUUCAUAAGGAUUGCAUUUCACUCCCACAGAAGAUCAAGACAACAAGGCAUAAGCAUCCAAUUUCCCAUACUUAUUUCCUUGCAAACUAUGAGGGAGGAAACAAUGUGUGUGGAAUUUGUUGGGAUGAAAUUAAUCUGGAGUAUGGGAGUUACCACUGUCUACAAUGUGAUUACUUAGUUCAUGUGAAUUGUGCAACGGAAAAAUAUUACUUUGAGGUGCAACAUGAAAGUAAGAAGUCCAAUGAAGCCUUGAAAAUGCCAUCGGAUGAGUGGGCUUCUAUGACUGGUGAUUUAGAGGAGAGGAGUAGUGGAGAUCAGGAUGUAAUUGCCACUGAGAUUAUGCACUUUAGUCAUCAGCACAACUUAAUACUUAGUGAUGAGAUUAAGGAUAUAUGUUGUGAUGGUUGCAUACAACCUAUCUCAUCAACAAAAUUUUACUAUUGUACUGAAUGUGAUUACUCCCUCCACAAGCGCUGUGUUGAUUUAGCCAGAAAGACAAGACAAUGGAGUUUGAAAACCACCCUAACUCUCCAUUAUAAUCACUUUUUUGUCUGUAAUUGGUGUGGCUUUUUCAGCAGUGGGUUUGGCUACCAGCCAAAAUAUAGUUUAAGCAUGAUGUGCAUCAGAUGCUUUGAAGUUCCUGAAAACUUUACUGAUCGAGGACAUAAGCACCCUCUUUUCUUUCACCGCAAGUAUAAAGGGAAAUGCAGUGGCUGUGGAACCAGAAAUGGUCGUUUUAGAUGCAAGUAUGGUGACUUUGCCUUGUGUCGUACAUGUAUUGUGUUGCCGCAUACAACCUGGUAUAAGUAUGAUAAACAUCCUCUUGCACUCACUUACCAUGAUGAUCAUGAUGUGGAUCAAUGUUAUUGUGAUAUAUGUGAGGAACCAAGGGACCCAAGUAAGUGGUUUUAUCAUUGUGAAAUUUGCAAGUAUUCGGUACAUCCUUCUUGUGUUCUCGGGAGAUCUUCAUAUGUGAAGCUCGGGCUGACUUCCACAUAUGAUUUUCAUCAACACCCUCUCACCUUUGUGAAGGAAGAGUUUGACGACUUUCCAUGUAAUGACUGUAGCAAGCGUUGUGAAAAUAUGUUCCUCAAAUGUUCAAAAUCAGACUGCAACUAUGCUGUCCAUUGCGAAUGCAGGAACAAGGAAGUGAUGAUCAUUGAAGAGGAUACAAAAUCAGAAUUUAGAGGCUAAUGACUACCACCUUAUCAUUCUGUGCCCAACAUGACAAAGUUAGUUUGUAUCUACAAGAUUUAUGUCUAAUUAAAAAGGGACCAUCUAGGCAUCUACACUAAAUCUAAAAAUUUAAGAGAAAUUACAUGCCAAUAAGUAGAGAAUGUGUCAUAAGAUAUGUGAUCUCACAAUAGGCUUCAUGCCAUGAUCAUGUGCAAGUGUGCAUUGAUCAUAUGGGCUUCCUCAACAUCUCCCUUUUGUCAGUUGUGGUUAUUCUAGAACGUUUUGCUUUCUUCCCAUUUUUAUAAUUUAACAACAUGAAAAUUCAUGAAUAAGGCCGAAUAUCAGAUGAGCCAUACCCCUCUAGAACAGAGGUGAGUUGGGGAUUGAGUGAGUUCCCCUGUUUUGUAUAGAUUCUGAAAAAUACAGAUCAAGAAAAUGA